UGCAUUGUACAUAUAUCACAGUAGUGACCUAGUUUCUUGGAGACCUCCUUUUACAAUGCAGUUCGCCUUAACUGAGUGAAGUAUUCAUAUGGCGAUACGCUGAAGCAACUGAAGGAGGCAUGACCUACAGUUAUAAAGUACAAUCAUUACGAUUUCAGGACCAAAGAAGACAAUGCAAGACAGGGCUGUCCAGAUCACCACGUUUAUGAUUGGAUAUGUUGAGAAAACUCCGCCUGCUGCGGUUUAAGACCUUUGUAUUAUGCCUUACAUUGGGUGUCGUCGCCGUUAGUAUAGUCAACAUUGUGAUCACCCACUUGUAUAGUCCGAAUGCAGAGUUCGUGUACAGGCGCGGACCUGGAGCAGACGACACCCACAGCGCAGACAAGAUAUUGGGAAAGAACGAGCCUAUGAAAUGGGACUUGAUCACCCUUGAAAGGAAUGUGGAGAGUUUGUUGAAGCGUCUCCCUUAUAACACGACAGCCGUUCGCAGAUACAGGACUGACUUUAAUGCUAAAACGCAAGCCUACGAGAUCGACGGUAAACCUAUUCUGUGGAUCUAUUGGGAUGGUCCUCCUAAGUCUGCCUACAUAGAACUUUGUAUAUUGACUGCCGUGUGUCACAACUAUGGCGACUUCGACAUCCGUGUCCUUAACGACACGGAGUUCAUUAGUACCGUGGGAUGGGUGCACCCGGCAUAUAAGUUCCUUACAAGUAACCAUAAAUCAGAUUAUUUUAGAAUGGCGGUGCUUCACCUUUAUGGGGGAGUGUACCAUGACGCUGACACGAUCAGUUUUGAAAGUAUGAGAGAACUUUACAAACUUCUCUCAGAUUAUGACAUUGUUGGACCCAGUGCACGAGACGGCGUCCUCCAUUUUAGUAAUAUUGGACCUAUCCGCGCCAAUACGACCUUCUCGCGUGAAUGGAAAUCUCGUUUGCUCGAGAAACUGGACGAGAAGUUCAAGACCCCCCAUCGAGGAGACCCGUUUCAAUGGAUCGAGAUCGGCGGGGGGCUAGCGGUGCCGGUGUUUGAAAGACUUUUGAGGGAGAACCGAACCCAACAUUACGGCUUCAGUGGUGCUAAAACGUGGCUGCAGUUUCAGGUUGAAGACGUGAUUUCAGAAAACCGAGAUUUGCUCAGGAAUUUAAACAAAACUGAAAUAUUGGUGCUGAACAACAGAUUGUUCCCGUACAUGUACAGGAGAAUGACAAUGAGAGGCGUGUUGAGGUCAAAGAGGGGCGUGUCGCAAUUGAUUCGAUAUUCUCUAAUUAACUGUCUGAAGAAAGUCUCUCUGGACCCCAAUCUGGCGCACACAUUGCACCUGCCUUGAAACGUAAUCAAAAGUGGCAAAAUAUUUUUGUUCGUUUGCAAAAAUAAAUGAAUAAAGAAAGAAAGAAGAAGUAAAAGAAAAAAAAUAAAGAUAAACAAAAAACACAAGGGGCUUUCGUGGUUAAAUGGGGCACGUUUUUUAACUAGUUUUAUAAUUAAUUUUUAUACCAUUAUGUCGAGAUUAGUAUUCCUGCUGCUGUUUUAAUUUGGCCUAAGUUAAGUUCCAUCUGCUAUAUAUCGUCAGCUGUCAAGACUACUACUACAAAGCGAUAGAUGGCAAAGUUCAAACUUAUUCAGAAAUACGAGACUUUUUGUCCCUCAAUAAAGCACAGACUACGUGCCAGAUUUCAAAAACUUCAAAUAGUGAAAUAAAAGAAAUUAAUAAUUGUGAA
Messenger RNA from Lingula anatina, 1719 nucleotides. RefSeq lists its product as uncharacterized. The record is from RefSeq and is a predicted model, not a curated record. NCBI's taxonomy places the organism in Eukaryota, Metazoa, Brachiopoda, Lingulata, Lingulida, Lingulidae.